Molecule: messenger RNA, 1396 nt
Organism: Pygocentrus nattereri (red-bellied piranha)
Lineage: Eukaryota; Metazoa; Chordata; Actinopteri; Characiformes; Serrasalmidae
Exons: 5
Coding region: 293-958 (221 amino acids)
Biological process (GO): sodium ion transport; cardiac muscle cell action potential involved in contraction; regulation of heart rate by cardiac conduction
Cellular component (GO): voltage-gated sodium channel complex
Molecular function (GO): sodium channel regulator activity
Source: RefSeq, a predicted model, not a curated record
CUGGGACAGACUUGUGAGCGCAGUCUCGCAAAAAACCUGCACUGGAUUUAACCGGAAUUUUCAGAGUUUGGUGAAAUAGCUGAAAAAGAAGUAGAACAGAAUUCCCAGCUGAAUGUAUGAAACUGAACUGCGCAGUGAAAAUGCUGGAAAAGAUGAAUAACUGACAGCAGACGGAGAGAAAAUGUGCCUGACAUUGCAUGAUAGUGGACGCUAAGCAGAAUCACUAAAACCUUCAGGACACAAACAUUCAGGACGGACCUCAGUGGGCGACUUUGAAGCGAUUCUUCUGAAAAUGUCCCUGAAAAGUGGAUCGUUUUUGGUUCUUUGUGUGGUUUUUAUAUGCGCCCCUCAGCAGUGCCAUGCGGGCUGUGCGGAGGUGGACUCUAUGACCGAGGCAGUGGCUGGUGAGAGCUUCAUGCUGGGCUGUAUUUCGUGUAAGCGGAGGGAGGAGGUGUCUGCAGAGACAAUUGUGGACUGGCACUUUAAACCUGAUGGGACAGACGAGCCCUACCAUAUCUUCCGCUAUGAAUACCCGCUCUCUAUCAUCCUCCAUGAAGACUUUGAGGGUCGGCUCGAGUGGCAUGGGACGGAGGGCACGGCAGACGUUCAGAUUGGCGCCAUCUUCAUCCACAACGUCACCUACAAUGACACGGGAACCUACACGUGCACCUUGGAGCGCACGCUCUUCUUACCUCUGGGAAAAGAACACGUCACCAUCGAGAAGAUAGUGGAGCUCACAGUGGUGCCUGAAGCGAAUCGUGAGCUGACUGCGGUGAUCUCUGAGAUUAUGAUGUACGUUCUGAUUGUGGUUCUGCAGCUGUGGAUGAUCGGAGUGCUGAUUUAUUGCUAUAAGAAGAUCUACGCUGAGAAUGAAGCGCGCGAGGCUCGGAAAGCUCUGCGUGAGACAAACAAACUCAUUGACCCAAAGGACACAUGCGAUGGGGUGCAUUUGGAGUGAUUGCGGUCAGUGCGGUCAGCAUGGUUUUUUUUAUAGUGAAUAAUAAAAGAGCUCUGACUGUUGUGUUUUUAUAGUUCUACAAAUUCUGGAGUGAUUUUGGAGAUAUGUGCUCAUGUAUUAUGUAAGGAUUACCGAAUCCUUUGAUAUUCAUAUAAGCUUUGAUAUUGCAAGAAAUAUUAUACAUGCUGCAUUAAAACAUGAGCCAUUAUGUUAAAAAGAAAACUGUUAUCAGUGUUACUUAAAUAGGACUGUAAAAGAACGACUUAAGCACUUAUGCUUUUGUUAGUGCAGCUUCAAGACAGAAUUUUAACAAAUUUGUGGCUAUUUGUGUUGGAGUUGGGCUUGACUUCUGUAUUCUGAUGGCUUUAUGUACAAUAACACAUAAACAAAAUCCACUGCUUUUUAUCAAAUAAAAGAUUUAUAUACAAUUGUGAUUUA